CUGACGGAGUUCUACAAGACUGCAGUAAAUUCGACCGAAGAUCGCAUUGUAAUACUUUACGGAGAUUAUAUUUUCCACUAUUAUUGCAAUUUCGUGGUAAUAUCAAUAACUUUUCUAAUAUCGUGAAUAUAAUAACAUUCAUAAUUUAUUCUUAAUCAUUAAUUUGGGUAAAUUAAGUGAAACAGUGUGUAAAUAUGUGAAAUUAGCAUUUCCCUCUGGCCACUGCAAGUUGGAAGAAAUCUCGGCAUCAACUUGGCUACAUCAGCUUCCCGCUACCCGCUAACAGUGGCGCCCGUCCCUGCGGCCUGAACUUCAGUAGACAAAUGUCAGACCACAAUCAGUCUGCGUCUAGCGGUCGAUGUGGAAGCACGUCUUCUCUCGCACAAGCAGAUUUGUGUUUUGUACACGAUCGUUUUUUAUUCGAAGUGGUUUGACUUGUUAUUGUGAUUUGUGACCUGGCCCGCGGGAUUUCGAGAUAAAUCGUAGCAUCUAACAGCCAAUAACAAAAACCAGUCCGCAAGACUUUAAACUGCGUGUGAUAUACAAACCUAAUUUAUUUUAUAAUAAGUUUGCAUUUACGACCCGGUCAUUCAGAGACCGUCCACAGAUUAUAAAGACGUGACGCUGUCAAUUGAUCAUAGACUGAAGGAGUUAGAGAGAGAGAGAGAGAGAGAGAGUAUCAAAAUGAGGGACAACGCGAAGCCGUGUCAGCACAGUUUGUCAAAUGAAGUGGAAUAUAAAGAAGUGGUUGUUAUAGGUUCCUAAAUUGAACUGAGUUGCAUUGGAAUCGUUCUGUAAAUGUUGAUGGUAGGCCUACGGGGCCCACAAGGCGUGCAUAAUUCACUAGCAUCCCGUCCCGGCUUCGCUCGGGAAACGGACCCAGUGGACUAGUGACGUCAUUCAUGCUGGCAGGCAACGUACCAUACCUGAAACAGAUACCAGACGACCUGCCCGUAGAGGAAAUGUUAAAAGCCAGACUAUCAAACCUCCCAGUUGGACAGAACCUAUACGAGACAGAUCUUCUAGAACUAGCCGAAGGUCUAGAAGGACGCAGCCAGAACCCAGUGCCUCUGCUUAUGGACAAUCUACUAAGGCCAUGCGCAGAUCUGGGUAUUCAAGCUGAUCCGCUGAUAGAGUGGAAAUAUGAUGUUGAGAAGCAGAUCGAUCACAUAGUGUUGGGUCGCGGUCCGGCGGGCGGCGCGUGGGCGGGGUUCCCGGCGGGCGUGCGCACGCUGUCGCCGAGCGCGUGGCUCACGCUGCCGCCGCACGCGCCCGUCUGCGGCGACCGGCUGCCCGCCAGCGCCGUGGCCGACUACUACAGGCGGUACGUGAGGGCCACGAAGCUGAAGCGCUACUUCCGCAACGGAGUGGUGGUGACGAGCGUGCGCUGCGCCCCGCGGCCCCUCACGCCGCCGUGUUCGCGGGCGUGUCCUCUGGCUGCCGUCUACUGUGUCGCUGGUUUCGACAAAUCAGAAGGCCGUCCGUUCCGCUACCUGUGCCGGCGUGUGGUGCUGGCGUGCGGCGCCGGCGACCGCCCCAAUACCCUCGAGCCGAACAUAGCCAAAUAUUCAUUACAUUCGUUGGCCGAUUUCCAGACGGCUUUGCAGAAUUCUGAACCAUCUGAACCGCCGGUGCUGGCGGUGGGGUCGGGCGUGUCGUGCGCGGACGCGACGCGCCUCAGCGCGCGCGCGGCGCGCGCGGUCGCGCACGUGCACCGCGCGCCCGCGCGCGCGCUCGCGCGCCUCGAGCCCGCCCUCUACCCGGGCUACUACCAGAUAUACAAGAUGAUGUGCGACGGUGAAAACGGGAACUACCCCAAUUACAAAUCCUACCCGAACCACGUGAUCGUCGACGUCACUCCGGAGGAAGCCCCUCCGCACUCGGACCCCAGGAAGAACCCCACUACUCGCCCCAAGAGGGUCAAACUCCUCAACGUAGCCACAAAUGAACUAACCGAAAUUAUUGUCUCAAUUAUAAUAGUUCUUAUCGGAUCAAAACCAGACCUAUUCUUCUUACAAACGAAUUUCAACCUUAAUUGCAUAGAAUUAGAUUCGGAAUGCAUCAAAUGCACAGAUAAUCAGGUCAAAAAGAAAAUCGAAGACUCCCGCCAGUGGUUUCUCAAAGAACAUUGGCAUUACAUCAAAACCGUGCUCGGACAAAGCAUCCAAAGCUGCAAGUCCAGGUUGAACAGCACAGAAAUUAAUGGCAACACCAAUACAAAAUGUGUGUUGCCAGACUGCAAUAAAAGAAGCGAGAACAAAUGUACGUGUAACAACUUAAUAAGUAAGCUAGAAAAUGGAAUUAUCAAGACUAAUGUAGAGAAUGACAAAUGUGUUUGUGAUUAUUUGGAGAAAGUAAAAUGCCGAUGUCCAACGAAUUCUUAUUCGAAUGGCGUUGGAUUUGGGAUAGAUCCGAAGCAGCCAGUGGAUGGACGGAAUCCCAUAGCAAUUGAUAAAAGCACUCACGAAUUACUAAAUGCGCCGAAAGGAAUAUAUGCGUUAGGGCCCCUCACAGCAGAUAAUUUUGUUCGUUUCAUCCCUGGCGGGGCAUUAGCGAUCGUUGCACACAUACACAAAGAAAAAACCGCCGAGUAACUUGCCAUAGACAUGUGAUUUAAUUUUUUUUUUUUACAAUAAAUUAUUUUUUUAUACACCUGUACUUUUGUUUUUUUUUUUAAGGAAACAGUGAUUGGAUUAUAUAGAUUUAUUCCAUUGUAAAAAUAAUAGAAAAAUAAUUCUAAACAUGGCACAAAUACAAAAAUUAUUGUAGACAAUAUUUUUCUCUUAAAAAUUAAAAGGCCUUAUUUCAGUAACAAAGAAACUUAAUUGUAUUUAUUUGAUUGUUAAAAUUAUACGUUUAUCCCAGAACUA
Molecule: messenger RNA, 2870 nt
Organism: Plodia interpunctella (Indianmeal moth)
Lineage: Eukaryota; Metazoa; Arthropoda; Insecta; Lepidoptera; Pyralidae
Product: oxidative stress-induced growth inhibitor 1-like
Exons: 12
Coding region: 903-2594 (563 amino acids)
Source: RefSeq, a predicted model, not a curated record